Messenger RNA from Rotaria sp. Silwood2, 10152 nucleotides. Lineage: Eukaryota; Metazoa; Rotifera; Eurotatoria; Philodinida; Philodinidae. The record is from the annotation of a GenBank genome assembly.
AUGUUUCUCUAUCUAAGCAAAGGUGACGAUCUAAGUGAAAUUCUCAAAAAACAUCUUAUUUCAAAUCUUAAAAAACAUAUUAUAUUGGUAUCGAUGCCUAUAUUUUUGAAAUUGAUUCAUUCGGCUCAAGAAUUGGAAAAAUGGGUUAAAAAUAAUAUUCAUCCAUGUUUUAAGGAGAUAUUAGAAGCGAUCGUUGAUGCUUUUAUUGAAAAUCGAUGUCGUGAAAGGCAAAAUUCACGUCAAUUGUCUCGUUCAGACUGGAAACAAUUAUUCAACAUCCGAUGUCAAUUAUCAAUAGUCAAGAAUAUUCAACAAUCAGGUAGUUUAGCCAUAUACCAACAUCUGCUUUUCACUAUGGAUACUCAAAUACAAUCAACAGCUGAAAGAAUCAAACGAAUAUUUCAAAAUUUAAACGAUUUGGAUGAAAGUCUCUACAAGAAUAAUGAUCCAGCUUGUAUUAUUCAAGAUGAUUGGCUACAAGAUUAUAUUGUCAAUAUCCCCCAAGGUACAUGGGCUAUGUAUCGGCAACUAUUGCAUGGAUCGAUUUUGUCUUGUUUUAUUUCUGCUGUUGACAUAAAAAAAAUGAUCUCAUCAAUAAAUUCACAGCAAUAUAAAUUUCUUAUUACGACACCAAAAAUCGAUUCGAUCAUUGCCGUUCCAAAGCCAAAAGAUAUCAAUAUAACAGAUAUUGAAUCAAAAGAACAGUUUUUCGAUCAUUUCAUAAGACAAGUAAACGAAUGGUUAUUAUGGUUUGAUAAUUUUAUUGAAAUAUUUCGGCAUAUUGUGGAAUGGUUUAAAACAUAUAAAGUCGAAGGAGCUGAACAAUUAUUUAUUGAUUUACUUACAAUAAGAAAUGAUUCGACAACAACAUUUAUUCAAACUCGAAUAAUUAUCGAAAAAAUAGUGAGACUUCUAAGACCAUUCAAUGAUCUUCGACGAUUGUGUCAUUUUUUUAAUUGUUUACAUUUAUUUCAAAUUAUCGAAUCUGGUACAUUGAGUAAUGAAAAUGAAUUUAUAAAAUAUAUGAAAGAAAUAAAAAGUUUACAACCAAACAAUUCAUUCGUGAUUGAGAGUAAAAGUCAACAUGUAAAAGAAAUUCUAAUUAAUAGUCGUCAACAUGUGCAUUGGUCUAUAGCGGGCGAAAAACAUUCAUGUAAUAUAAAAGUUGAAUAUCGAUUUAGUGAAUCGAAUGAACAUUCCGAAUUAUUGUUUUCUAAAAACACUGUUUCAAUUCAUAAAUAUGUUCUGCAUGGUGAAUUUGAAACACAAAAAAGUGGAUGUUUAUUAAUAACUAUUGACAAUGUUAAUCCAAUCAAUCCAUUGACAAUGUGGUUUCGAGUUACAUCAGUUAGUUUAUCAACAUCUCAUCUAUUCUAUGGAAUAUUCAAUAUGCUCUAUCAAAAGUAUUAUAAUCAACCAGUUAAAAUAAUAAAAGAAGAUCAAUGGAGUAAAUUACUUGAUCAUGUCUUUUCAUUUAUUGAUAAACUAUUAACUGGUAGUAUUAGUUUACGAGAGAUGACUGAUCUUAAAACUGUUUUUAGUGGUAAGAAUAUAUCUGUACGUGACGAAGUCAAGAAAUUAUUUACCAAUCGUUCAACUAUCAACACAAAACAACGAACAAUAGAAAACACUCCUACGGAUCGAGAAAUUGAGCAAGUUUGUGAAUGGUUACAGAUAUAUCAAUAUUACAGUCAUGUUAGCAUUAUAAUUGAUUGUAUAGACCAAUUUGACAUUAUUCCAGCGGAUACUAAUGAUGAAUCAAUUGGUGAUCUAAAACGAUUGAGUAGUAAGGAAGAUUGUUCACUUAAAGAAAUCACUCAAGCUUAUGUAAUACUUCAUCAACGAUUUCAAAAUCUCUCUAGUCAACAUUUACAAUUGAUCAAAGUGGCUAUUGAAUGUUCGGCUGUUGUUCAAAUGAUGAGAAAAGCCGAUUUGUAUUCGACUAAAGGACGACAUCGAUUUCAAGAGUUACGUGACAAUUUAACAACACAAUUUCAAUUACAAGAACGAAAUAAUAUGAUUUUAAAUUCAUGGAUUAUUACCUAUUCAUUAUGCGAACCAUUUGUUCUUAAAGCCCAUAAUUUAGAAGAAUUUAUUGUUCGAAUUGCUAGCUUAUCGAAUGUUGAAGAAAGUUCAUCGAAACAUAUGAAAGUUGUGAAUGAUAAUCUACAACUAGUGAGUAUUUGGUUAUCAACAGAAGAGACAACAUCAUUGGAUAAUGCUCUUAUCACAAUGGAACAUUUGUACAAAACUGGUUUAGUCAAAAUUCAUUUGAGACGAUUGACGAAUGAACAAUCGUAUUUUGAAAUUGAAUAUUCGAUCGAUAAAAUUCAAACACAAAAUGAAGAAUCUGGAAAAAUUCAAUUUACAUUAUCGAAGACCGAUAUUGAUGACCAUAAACGGCAAUUAACAUUUUGUAAUGUUGAUUUACAACAAGAUAUGUUUGCCAAAAAAAUUUUAUUAAAUGAACAACUUAAAUUAUUACAUGUUAUCGAUAAAAUCUAUUCGAUUUUUAUCAAAUUUGAAAUGGCUGGUCAUCCAGAUUAUCAACUUCGAAAUGAGAUCUAUUCGAUUCAUGAUCAAAAAGACACAAUUAGUCAAAUAUUAAUUGACUUAAAGAAAAAUCCACAUACAGAUGAACAACGACUUGAACAAGCUGUUAAGGUCCGAACCGAUGAGUUACAAUCAAUUUAUAGUAAUUUAGAAGUCGAAUAUAACAGAUGGAUAGAAGAUUUAGACCGAUAUCGACAAGAAAAUUCAUUAUUAAAAUUAUUUUCAAAUCCUCAAGUCUUAAUUCUCAUUGUUUUACUCACAACAACAACAGAACAAAAUCGAAUUAAAUAUUAUUUUCUUGAAAAAAUCGUUUUAUCAGAAAGUAUGAUCAAUAAAAAUGAAACCGAGCUCAAAUUGACUAUUCAAUAUAUGAUUCAUUAUUUACGUUCAUUGAGAAUUAAUAAUUGCAAUCUGUCUGAGGACAAUGUAUUACAUAUUUAUAAUAAACACAAAAUUGACUAUGGUACUUCAUCUGAUAGAUGUUUGAAACAAGUAUCUGAAUUUCUUCGUGAAUUAUUUCAAAAUUGGGAAAAUUUAUUAACAAAACAUGAAAUAGUCAAUGAAGGUCAACAGUUUCUUGUGACAUUAAAUUCCACAGAACAAACAAUAUUCAAAGAUUAUCUCGACAUGGAAACAUAUUAUAUUUUAAUAAAUAUUUUUAAUAAUCAAUUACCAGCAUCAUAUCAAAUUUUAUGGUGUUCAAUGUCAACUGAAGAUGAUAUACGAUUAUUUUUUUCACGUGUUAGAACAUUUCGUCAUUUAAUAUUUGUUGCUAUGGAUAUUGAUAAUUUAAAUCAUCGACUUCGAGAAUUUCUAUUACAAGAACAAGAUAUAUUGGCACAAGAGCCUCAUGCACAUAUCUAUUAUUUCUCAAGAGAAUUAACAUCAUGCAGAAAAGGUCUACGUCCAUUUUAUGCAACAUCUAAAAUAAAACCACCUAAUUUUCAACAAAAAAAUUAUCCAAAACCAGAUAUUCAAAUCGUCUAUGGUACAUCAGGGAUUGGAAAAACUCAUCGAAUCAAUACGAAAUAUAAAGAUAAUGACACAAAAUGUUUUAGCAUAAAUGAUACAUUAAAUUUGUCACUUUUGAUCAGAUCAUUUCUAUCAUAUGAAUCUAUUGUUUCAAAUGAUCGUCCAUCAGUCUAUUUCAAUAUUUCACUUCAUGCACCAUUCAAUGAACUAAAUCGUGUUCUAUUUUCCUUGUUCAUUUGUAAUUCACUCACUGAUGUUAGUAGUGGCCUUACAUUUUCAUUACCAAUAUUGAAAUCAUGGAAAUUUUUUAUUGAAAUUCCUUAUACAGAACAAUGUGAAGUAACAACUCAAGAGAAUUUCGAUCGAAUAUUACCAAUACUUUCAAUUUUAUCAUCUUCAAUUCUUGAUGAAGUAACUGAUGAUAAUUAUCAAUUGUCUAUUGGUGAUGAAGAAGAAUUUGUUGCUCGAUUUCUCAAAGCAUAUGAAAAUAAAACAAUUGAUCAAUGUUUAACCAGGGAUAAUCUUAAUAUUGAAAUACCGGUAUCUUUCGAGAAAUUGACAGAUCAAAAUGAUUGUCGUCAACAUAUAUAUACUUGCAUAGAAAAAUAUGCACCUGAAUUGCCAAGAAAUAAAAUUUAUGAACUUUCAUUUACAAAAUUUUUAUUUCGUCGUGUUCAAUUUUUUACAGGUCAUUAUUAUUGUUAUAACGAAAUUUGGCCAAAGCUUGGUUCAAUAGUUAUGAAACAAAUGAUUGAUGAAGCUAAAUCUCUUACUCAAAUUAAUUUCGGUUCAAAUGCAUAUUCUCGCGUUUAUCUUGUGUAUGAUCCGAAUUUUUCAUUACAUUUAUUACAUAAUGAUUGGAAUCAAGUUCCUAAGUCAUUAAAACAUCUUGUUAAUAAUAAAGAUCCAUCGAUUAGAGAUGAACAUGAAAAUCAAAGUUACUAUGGAGAAUGUUUAGCAUGGUUAAUCGAUAUUCAAUAUCAUGUUUUUGAAAAAAUUAUGAAUGAAACAAAAUUUAUUUUGACGGAAAAUUUUGCUUACAAAAUUUUUCAUGUUCAUGAAAGAAAAUUAACUAGAUUACCUAUGAUAAUUGAAGGUGAAACGGGUGUUGGUAAAACAUUUCUUCUUAAAUUCUAUUCAUUAUUAUUAAAUGCAAAACUAAUAAAUGGUCCACUUAAUGAAAAUAUUGCUCCUCGAAUUCGUGAACGAACAAGUUUAUGGUUGAUCGAAAAUGUUAUUGUCGAUAUUCUAGAAAAAGAACCCACAUUGUUAAAUAAAAUUCUUCAUCGAGUUAUACAGAAACUAUGGGAUUUUGAUAAUAAUGAAGAAGUUGAACAAAAAAAUCCACAUAUUGUUCUCAAUAAAGAUCAACAGAUUGAUAAUGAUGAUGAUGAUCCAAUGCUCAUAAGUCGAAUACAAGAUCAAAUACCAGUUCCAAAUCCUAUCGUAGAAAAUAUUGAACAACACCUGGAUGAUCCAGAACAAAUCGAUCAUGACUUAUUAAAGGAAAUCAAACAUUCAUUACAAAACUACGAAUAUCAAUGUGAUAUGCUACAAUAUAUUUGGAAAAUAAUCAUGCAAAUAUCGAGUGAAGAUGCAAUGAACAUUGCUGAUAAACUUAUUGUUGCAUUAAACAAAUAUAUAACAUCGCAAUUGAUCAAUUUACCAUUGAAUGAUGCUAGUUUUCAAUUGAAAAAUUUUCUUAGAGAUUCAUCAACACCAAGUAUUUUAACAUCUAUACAAAUGUUUGAAGAAUUUGUUGCUCAUACUCGAAUAAAACCAUUAUUCUAUCGUCUUCUAUUACAUCCAGGUGUUACUGAAGAACAAAUCGAUGAAUUUAUGUUGCCUAUUUGUCAAUUAGCUAGAGAAUUAUCAAAUAUAGAACUUGUCGUCUUUUUUGACGAAGUUAAUACAUCAUCAUGCCUUGGAUUAUUCAAAGAAAUGUUCAUGGAUCGAACAUUACAUGGAUCUAAUCUACCUACAAACAUAUUUUUUACAGCUGCAAUUAAUCCAUCGAUUAAAAUAAAUCAUGAUGAUAUUUCAGUUCAUCGUCGUGACUAUGUCGUACAUCAAUUACCACAUGCAUUAGAAAAUUUGAAAGUUGUUUAUGGUAUAUUAGGAUCAAAUACAUUGUCUGAUUAUAUUAGAAAAAAAAUUGAAAUGUUUACUGUGAACUCAACUCAAAAUGAUGACAGACAAAUGCCAUUAGAACUCUAUGCACAAGGAAUACUUACUCAAUCAAUACUAAGAGCACAGGAAUUUUGCGAAGAACACUUAGAAAAACAAGAUGAUCUUCGUUUCGAUUAUUAUGAUGUACCGGCAGCUGCACCACCAACAACAUUUGAUAAUUUCCAUGAUGAUGAAAAUAAAACAGAUACUACACGAGAACAAUUUCGUAAUCAAUUCAUUCGAUCAAUUAUGAACGAUAAAGUUUUAAUAAAAAUUAUUUCAUCAUCGAUUGUUCAAUCUUAUACGAAUGAUUCAGUUCGAGUUAGUUGUACAAUUAUUGAAAAAAAUUUCUAUGAUAAUCAAAUACAAUGUGAAAAAGCAAUUAAUUUUGUUUCUCAUUGGUUAAUAUUAAUUGAUGAUGAUGAAAAAGUUUCAUUUGAUUCCGCAUAUAAUCGAGAUAUUUGGCGAUUAGCUCAUGUUUAUCAAUUACUUGAAUACGAUCAAGAUGAUCUUUUUUCAUUUUAUUCAGCAUGUCGAAUCACAGAAAAUAUUGAUUCAAAUCAAUCGUUUUACAAUGAACUUUUAAAGGGUGAUCAAAUAUCACGUUCAAAAGUUCGAGAAAAUUUAUUUCAAUUAAUGUUUCGUCAUUUAUGGACUAAUCUUUGUCAUAUAUGUCUAAAUAAUAAUGAUCCUAAACAAUGGAUUCAUAGUUAUACAUUGAUAUCAAAAUAUUAUCCAUCUGAAAAAGUUUUACAACGAUUAGAUUUUGUUCAAACGAAAAUUAAAAUUGAAUUUAUGAAUUUAGUUUAUUUAAUUUUACUCAAUGAAAAAACACCACAACCAAUUAAACUUAUUCAACAAUUAUUAAAUGAUACAUCACUUAUGCAAGAUGAUAUUGAUGGUCGUCAUAUGAAUUUUGAAGGAUCAAGUUGUCUACAAUUAUUAUCUCGUAUUAUUCAAACAAUUGAAAAAUAUUUUGAAGAAAAUAAUAGUAAUAGUGGUACAUUAAUGAUGGAUAUUCAACAAUGGAUUAUUGCAACAUUAAAAGGAUCAAAAGGAACAUCACAACCCCAAAUUAUAUCUCUACUAAAAUUUUUAAAUCAACCAACAUGUCAUUUAUCAUUACCAAUGAAACAAUUUCUUUUUGAUGAAUUAAUUGAAAUUUUAAUUGAAAAUAGUCGACAAAAUCGUAUAAAUGCUCAUAGACAAUUUACUGAUUUCUGGGAUCGUAUUUCUCUUUUAUCAAUAAUAAUGGAUUGUAUAACUAAUGAAAAUCUAGAAAAUUAUCAAAUACCUUAUCAUCCAUCUGUUAUCACUGAUAUAAAGCAAAAUUAUAUUUUAAUUGAUCUAUUCUUUUUUCAUCUUCGACGAUUAAUAAGCUAUGAAAAAAUUCGAGUUGAUUUAAUCAAUAAAAUUCUUCUUACAAUGCCACCAAGGAUUAAUAAUGCACAUGAAAUUGCAGAAAAAAUAUUCAAACAAUUAAAAGAAUAUUUUCUAUUACAUACAACAGCUUUAUUAUUAUGUCAAUCAAAUUUAAAUAAUGAAAAUCAACAAAGACUUAAUAAUAUUAUUAUGACUGUUAUCAAUCAAUAUUUAAUAAUUUCAAUACCUGUUAUUGAACUAAAUAAUUAUGUUCAACUUUUCUUAUCAAUUAUAAUUACUAAACAAUCAUGGAAUUAUCUUCUUGAUCUACUUAAAUCGGAACGUAUUCAACGUUUAAAUUCUCAAUGGGCUGAUACAUUACAUGAUCUAUUCGUAACGAGACACAACACUCAACAUAAUAAAUAUUUACAUCAUAGUCAUCAAUUACAAUUUACAUUAACCACUGAUAUCACUUCAUCUAUUUUUCCUACAUUACAUCAACCAUAUCAUGAAUUAACUCAAUUGAUUGAUCAAUGUGUCAAAAAUAAUAAUAUUGAACAACGUUGGAUACCUUUAACAAAUUGGAUACAAUCGAAAUUAAAUUCUAAUCCACCUAUUGUUAAUACUAUUGAAAUAAAAGUUAUGUUAUUAUUAAAUAUUUAUUAUAAUUAUUAUUGUAAUGCUAGAUUAAAUUCUCUGGAUAAUUUACAAACCAUUAUUAAAAAUACACUUCAACCAUGUGAUGAAGAACAACUAGUAUUUCGUGCUAUUUUACAACCUGAACAACAUAUGAUUGGAUAUCUAACAGAUAAUAAUCCUACAGAUAAAAAUUAUCUUCAUGAUAUAUUUCAAAUUGAUUAUCAAGAUGUACAAGAAUUAGCUGUUCGUCAUACACUUGUUAAUCUAUUGGCAAUGAUUUUACUCAGUGGAAAAGAAAGUCCUCUCUGGACAUUUGCAUUUGAACCAUUAAAACUUGAAACAACAUAUGGUUUCGGAUCAACUGCUACUAGUCCUAUUAUGCGUAAUGGUGUUCAUUAUGAUUGUGGAUGUGUGUUAAAUGCCAACGGAGAAUUAGAGCAGCUUCAUGGAGGAAAUGAGUUCAGUGUUCCAGCAAUUUAUAUUGCUUAUUUUGCUACUUUCGGUGCUAUGGCUUGGCAUUUAUUAUUGUAUGAAUCAUCGGUAGACAAUCUCUAUCAUCCUAUUCUUGCUAAACAUGCAGUAGAUCCAUUAGAAGGUAUGGCUAAUAAAAGUAUUCGAGCCAAGACAUGUGCUUUUGUUUGUACUCGAUUGUUAUCGACGAAGAUUUUUCUCUCAUCUCUAUCCAACCUAGAUGAUGCCUGUCUUUUAUUUAAUCGUUGUUUUGAAUUAUUUGCUCAAUGUAGUCGUCAACAAAAUCAAAAUCCAUGGAUUAAACCACUUUAUAAGACAAAUAAUGAAAAACGUGAAGCUGAGAAAGAAUUUCAAAAUAAAAUUUUUUAUACAACGAAUCAAAAAUUAGCCGAAUAUAAAAAAAUAAUCGAUACUGUACAAUCGCAAUCUCAACCACAGAGUCAAUUACAAAAUUACAUAUCUCAAAUGCCUAUUAUAAUUGAAAUGAUUCAUUUUAAAACUGAAUUAUGUAGUCCAGAAUCGACUCUAUUACCUCUAAGAAUUCUACGACGGUUAUUGGACUCAUUUGAAUUCCUAAAAAUGACUCGAUAUAUUUACGCAUUAAGUCAAUUUCAUGUUCUUUUACAUCGAACUUUUACUCAAUUAAUUGAACGAGAUGAAUUUCAUAUAGUUACAUUAAAACAAUUAUAUGAACGAGCUUCUCAAUCUUCAAAUCGUUUACGUCAACUGAAUCAAGAAAAUAAAUAUGAUACAAUAAUUAAAAAUGGUAUUGAAGCUGUUAAUGCUUAUCAUGCAUUUGCUGAUGGACAAAUUCGACCAGGUGCAUGUGAUAUUACUCAACGUUUUGAAACGAUUUCUAUGGAAACACCAGUAAGCUAUCUCGUUGAAACAGAUAAUUAUGAUGAAGGAGAUAUCGUUAUGCGUAUAUUAGGUGUUCUUGUCAAUUAUCAUAAUAAUCUUCUCGAAUUAUUGGCAUCAGAAAUAAACGAAUAUAUUGAUAGUCUUGGUUUAGGUCCAUUGAAUGAUAUUAUUAAUGAAUUAUCAGAAAGAGAAAUAUCUGUUCUACAAAUAGUUCAAGAAAAUAUGGGUAUUAUUACAUUGAAUAAAAUGGAUUAUCAAUGGAUUGAACAAUUGUCUCGAGCUAGUCUCGAAAAUGAAAAAGAUUAUUUUCUAAAAUUGAAUACUCCAUUAAAAUUUAAUUUUCUUUAUGUUCAAUCUUAUCUUAUUCGAAUAUAUCUUCUCUAUUGUCGUAUUAAUUAUCAACAUAUUAAAGGCACAUAUCAAUGUUACAUUCAACGAAAAGUUCCGAUUACUACAAAUCAUCUUACGAAUGACGGUGACGAUAAUAAUACUGAUAGACAAUCUAGUAUUCUAUUGAUCGAAGAAUGGAAUCAUUUAGAACAAAAGAAUAUCGAUCAACUUCAAAAUGAAUAUAAUUUUCUUCAACGCAUUAUGGACAUUUUAGAAAAUUCUACUGAAGAUUAUUCAUCAAUGCAAUUGUCAGAAUUUGUUCAAAAUACUAAUUAUGAUCAUCGAUUUGCUCAAAAAUUUGAAAAAUAUCGAAUGAAAGAUUUUCUUUUAUCACAAAUUAAACAAAUUUGUCAAUUGUACGAGCAAUCAAUUAAUCAGUUUCAACAUGCAUUUAUCAAUGUAUCUCAUUUACUUCGUGUUCCUCUAGAUAAAAACCUUAAUGAUGAACUCGAUGAUUCAUUAAAAACUUCAUUUAUUCCUUCGAACGAACAAAUUCAAAAAGAUAAAUUUCAAGAUAAGGUACAUAUAAUAGCAGAAUUUUUAAAUGAUCUAAAAGUUCAAGAAAAGUUUUUUGAUAUGCAAUGGGCUCAAUCAUUUGUCGAUACAUGUAAAGCUUUAGAGAUUAACUAUGAAAUUGUAGCAUUAAUACCUAAAGCAAUAAAGUGUGAAAAUUAUGUUCCAUUAUGUCUGAAAUUCAUUGAAAUACGAUCUCAAUUACGAACUUUUCAUAUAUGA